Molecule: messenger RNA, 1458 nt
Organism: Cariama cristata (Red-legged seriema)
Lineage: Eukaryota; Metazoa; Chordata; Aves; Cariamiformes; Cariamidae
Gene: ZRSR2
Product: zinc finger (CCCH type), RNA-binding motif and serine/arginine rich 2
Exons: 10
Coding region: 1-1326 (441 amino acids)
Biological process (GO): mRNA splicing, via spliceosome
Cellular component (GO): U2AF complex; spliceosomal complex
Molecular function (GO): pre-mRNA 3'-splice site binding; metal ion binding
Source: RefSeq, a predicted model, not a curated record
AUGAGAUUCGUUUCAGGCAGCCAUCAAAAAUACAGAGCUAUUCUGAAGAAAGAGAAGCGAAAAAAAAAGCGGCAGGCGCUUGCCAAACUAAGAGACUCAGAAGCUACAGAAAAAGAUGAAUCAGUGUCUGAGGAGGAAGAGGAGGAACUAGAAGAAGAAGAGGAAGAAGAAGAAGAAGAAAAAAAACUCGAGGAAGAAAGACAAAAACUACAUGAGCAGUGGUUGCUGAGAGAAGAAAAGGCCCAAGAAGAGUUCAAGCUUAAGAAAGAAAAAGAAGAGGCUGCAAAAAAACGUCAAGAAGAAGAAGAGGCAGCUGUGCAGAGGAUGCUGGAUCAAGCUGAAAGUCAGCUCGAGAAUGGUGUGACCUGGCAUAACCCAGAGCCCCCAGAGAAUAUAGGAACAGAGAAGGACAGAGCGAAUUGCCCAUUCUAUAUUAAAACAGGUUCCUGCAGAUUUGGAGACAGGUGUUCUCGCAAGCAUAACUAUCCAACGUCUAGUAAAACACUACUUGUCCGAGGGAUGUUCAUUACUUUUGGCAUGGAGCAGUGCCGGAGAGAUGACUACGACACAGAUGCGAGUCUCGAGUACAGUGAUGAGGAGACCUACCAGCAGUUCCUGGAGUUCUACGAGGAUGUGCUCCCUGAGUUUCAGAACGUGGGGAAGGUUGUUCAAUUCAAGGUCAGCUGCAACUAUGAGCCUCACCUGCGAGGAAAUGUGUAUGUCCAGUAUCAGUCGGAGAAGGACUGUCAGGCAGCUCUUGCUCUAUUCAGUGGACGAUGGUAUGCAGGCCGACAGCUUCAUUGUGAAUUUUGUCCUGUGACAAGGUGGAAAACUGCUAUAUGUGGCUUAUUUGAAAGGCAGAAGUGUCCAAGAGGGAAACACUGCAACUUUCUUCAUGUAUUCAAAAAUCCAAACAAUGAGUUUUGGGAGGCCAAUAGGGACAUACGUAUUUCUCCUGAACGGACUAACCAGUUGUCUAAAAACUCUGAAAGGAGAAACAGAACAAGCCAUCGUGAUGACUAUUACAGCCGGUCAAGGAGAAGGGGCAGCCCAAGCCCAGAUCAUUCUUACCGGAGAAAUGGAGAAUCUGAGAGGAAAAAGAAUCGCCGCAAAAACAAGAGAAGGCGCCGAUCUGGAAGGUCGAGAAGUCGAGAAAGGAGGAGGUCUCGCAGCAGGGGGAGAAAGAGGAGAGGCCGCAGCCGCAGCAGAAGUCAUAGUCGAACACGCAGUAGGAGCAGAAGUCGGAGUUCCUCUAGAUCCAGGAGCAGGGGUAAAAAGAGAUCGAGCAGCAGAGGAAAAAAUAGUGAAACUCCCAAAACAAAGUGAGAAUUACUUCUAGAAAUUGCUAAUUGAUCAAACAUAGAGCUGACAAAGAAAUCUUUCCAAUAGGGCACCAGGUAUAUUUGAGUUUCAAAUAAAGUGUUCUUGCACAUUAAAAUGUUUCUUCCUAAUAAAGGA